AAAAAAAUGAACAUUGAAUAUCAACAUGAAAAAUGUGUAAGCUCAAUUUGUCCUCUCCAUCGAUUUAUUUCUGUUGGCAAGGCAAGUAAUUUUUCUUUUUAUCUUUCUUUCAUGUAUUCAUAUAAAAAGGAUUAGUUGUUGUUGUUGUUCAAUUCACAACCGUUGAUCAGAAAAGAGCAAGUGAAAAGAUACGAGAGGAAAAAUGCAAGGGUGGAGCAAAUUUGAAAUACCGGACAUGGUGACGAUGGACAUCCUCUCAAAGCUUCCAGUUAAAUCCCUGGCACGUUUCAGGUGCGUUUGCAAGCCUUGGUCUUCUUCUUUUCGGACCUCUGAUUUCAUUACUAAACAUCACCAGAACAACCUCACAAACAACAACCUUAAUCUCCUCCUCAAACGUUGUCAUGGCAACACCCGUAAUGACAUCCAUUAUUUCUCUGCACUCUCAACAGAAAAAGGGGAAAACUUUUCAGUAACAGAGAACAUUCAUUUACCCUUUUUUGAGAAUUGUUGGUAUGCCCCUGUAGUUUCUGGUCCUUGUAAUGGAUUACUUUGUUUACAUGAUGCUGGUAAAGCUGCCCUUUGGAACCCAUCGACCAGAGAGUUUAAAAUCCUUCCUCGAUCCUCAGUCAACCGCCCUCCUUCGGUAGAUUCCACUAGUUUCGGUUGCCUUGGAUUUGGUUUUGAUUCUAUAACUGAUGACUACAAAGUUGUAAGAUUUGUUACUAAUUAUUUUGAUGAGAAUGAAGAGGAAGGCGGGCUAGCUGAUUGGAUCCACCAAGUUGAGUUGUAUUCACUGAAAAGUGAUUCCUGGAAGGAAAUUUCAGUUCCUGAGGCACAUCCUUACGCAUCACCUUUAUUCAAUAAUUACGUAAAUGGGUCUUAUUAUUGGCAGGCAACUGGGAAUUCUGAUUACCUUAUUCUUUCAUUUGACAUGGCUAAUGAAAACUUUUCAACUUUACCUUUGCCAACAUUUGGUGGGUCUUUAGCACAAUAUUAUUUGCAACUUUUGGACUUUAAUGGAUCGCUUGGUGCUAUUGUAUACCCUAGGGAGGGAACUGAAAAGUCUAUCGAUUUAUGGGUUAUGAAUGGAUCAUGGACUAGACAAUUCAGUAUUGAAUCUGUUUCUGGAGUUGAGAGGCCAUUGGGGUUUUGGAAGAACGGUGAAUUAUUUCUGGAGAGCUCAAACCACGAACUAGUGCUGUUUGAUCCUGCCACUCGAGAACUUAAGAAUCUUGGUAUCCAUGCUUAUCAGAAUACAAUGCAGCUUAUUGCUUAUGUCGAGAGCUUGGUUCCAAUCAAUGGAAGAUCAGAGCAGGAGGAACAUAUAAUUCGUCGGCGGGCCGGAGAUGCAUCAAAUAGAUAUUGAAAACGAAGAGGUAAUUCAAGAGGAAUAGGGAAAUAAAACGAAAGGGGUCAAAGUUGAAGUCUGGUACAGAGAGGCUAACAGGGUAAAUAACCUUUGGUCCAGGAGAGCUGCAUCUGCUAUGGCUAUCGGCUUAACUAUACUUAUUUUCUCCCCAUGUCGUUUGUUGAUCUAUUAUAUGGUGACAGUAGGUCUAUGAAUCGAUGUUUAAUAUUCACCUUUGUAUGUUUUCUUGACCAUGUGGAUACACUACCAUCUGUACUUAAGCUCAGCGUAAAUAUUACUUGCUCCCCAUAGAUGAAAAGAGUAUAUGCUUGCCUUCAGGCUUCAGCA
This is a messenger RNA of Theobroma cacao (cacao), 1696 nucleotides long. The record is from RefSeq and is a predicted model, not a curated record. Lineage: Eukaryota; Viridiplantae; Streptophyta; Magnoliopsida; Malvales; Malvaceae.